Molecule: messenger RNA, 2685 nt
Organism: Seriola dumerili (greater amberjack)
Lineage: Eukaryota; Metazoa; Chordata; Actinopteri; Carangiformes; Carangidae
Product: endosialin-like
Exons: 2
Coding region: 454-2637 (727 amino acids)
Biological process (GO): cell migration
Cellular component (GO): extracellular matrix; external side of plasma membrane
Molecular function (GO): extracellular matrix binding; calcium ion binding; extracellular matrix protein binding
Source: RefSeq, a predicted model, not a curated record
GUAUUGGGCUCAGCUGGACUUUCUAAGAGAUUCCACUGGACUGCAUUGGCUUAUUUUAGUUUUAUAUAGUAUCUUGUGAACUCCCUAACCCUAACCCUGAUAGUUUGCUGAUGAAUGGAGUUUGAUCGACUUUGCAUUGUAGGGUUAUUUGUCUAAAGGCUUGGGCAAUCUGAGGUAAAUUAAGGUAAUUAGAUGUCAGUUUUGGACUCGUCUGCUUCAGAUUACUUUGAAUAAAAGGUCAUUUAGACCAGAUUAUUUAUUUAAAGACACAAACAGGAUAGAAAAAUUCAAGGGCGGCAAGUUGCACUUUGUUAAUUUAAUUGAAGUGGGAGAAAUUGGGUCAGGUUUGUUUGCAUAGGAGGUCAGAGAAGACAGUUACCUUCCUCGAUUUGGUUAUUUAUUUUGAUAGACAGGUUGGGAUACUCAUUUGAAUGUUGGCCUAGUUUAAAACUCAUGUCUUGGUGGAGGAUGCAAAAGACCAUCAGGAACAGUAGCAGCUGCAGCAGCAUGAGUCUCCCGUGUGUCCUGUGGCUGCUCAUGGUCUGUCUGGCUCCUGGAAGCCAAGGCCAAAGGCUGAGGGAGACAGAGGCGGAGCAGCCGGCGGCCAGGCUUCAGCUGGCGGAGAAAGAUGCACUCUGCCACCCGGAGGGAUGCUACACUGUCUUCCUGCAGAAGAGAACCUUCAGGGAGGCUGGGCGGAGCUGUCGGGAGCGAGGUGGGACCCUGGCAACGAUGCAUACCCACGAGGCAGCGGGUGUGGUCCAUGAGCUCCUGUCGGCCAUCGAGGCACAGGGGAGCAGGUUAAGGUUUCGCCUGUGGAUUGGGCUGCACAGACCUCCGCGCCAGUGUUCGUCCACCCGGCCACUCAGAGGAUUCGUCUGGGUCACAGGAGACCAGGAUGGCCAGUUCACCAACUGGCUUCGUGAAGACACCCCUGGGACUUGCGCGGCCCCUCGCUGUGCGGCCAUGACUGUCUACACCUCGGAGAGCGGCCGGGAGAGCAGCGAUAACUUCCGGUGGAUCGAUGGCUCCUGCGCGGUGCCGUUGGAUGGUUACGUUUGCCAGUACAACUACAAAGGAAUGUGUCCACCACUGGAGGACGAGGGUAGAGGCCCAGCUGUUUACACCACCCCGUUUCACCUUGUCAGUGCCCUGCUGACCCAUGUGCCCUAUGGGUCUGUAGCUGCUGUACCAUGUCCUGCAGACAGCUCGGACCCAGAUGCUCCUGCUGAGCAGACUGUACUGUGCAUGGAGAGAGACGACGAGACAGUGGGCUGGUCCAGGGAUGCCCCCCUCUGCUCGUCCGGUUCAACUUCACAGAACCAGGACUGGUGCAGCGAGGACCAUGGAUGCGAGCAGUUCUGCCAGAACACAGACACAGACUACUACUGUUACUGCUCCGAGGGCUUCACGAUAGAUGAGGAUGGGUACAGCUGCAAGCCUGACCCUCUCAGCCAAACUGACCCCCCUGAGUUAUCCUCCGACUCCGCCGGUCCCACUGACCAGCCCCACAUCAAUCAGGUCUGUGUGGAUAUGGGUUGUGAGUAUAACUGUGUGGAGACAUCUCGGGGCAUGCGCUGCACAUGCCCCCCAGGCUACCAAAUGGGCCCAGAUGGCCGCAGAUGUUCUGAUGUAGACGAAUGUCAACAACAACCAUGCCCGCAACUCUGUGUCAACAUCCCAGGCACCUUCCACUGCACCUGCCACUCUGGGUACCAGCCAGAUGAUGAGGGCGAGUGCGUGGACAUCGACGAGUGCCUCGAUGAGGGCAGCUGUGAAGGCACUUGUGAAAACACCGUGGGGUCCUUCAAAUGCCUGUGUAACCCUGGGUACGAGUCGGGCACUGACGGAAAGUGUGUAGAUGUAGAUGAGUGCGUGGGGGAGUCGCCCUGCGAGCAGCAGUGUCUGAAUUAUAUGGGUGGGUACCAAUGCUACUGUGACAAUGGCUAUGACCUGCAGUCAGAUGGACUUAGCUGCCUGCCUUCGCCAGAUGAUGAAGAAUACUCCACCCUGACCCCUGACCCCAGUGACUCCGCUCACAUACCUGAUGUGGACCCUAACCAUGACAUGCCCUGGUCCACCUCAUUCACCCCUGACCCGAACUUUGAAGCUGACACUAACUUUGACGUUGACUGGCUUACGGAAGCCCCUGAGGGACUCUCUCCUGACAUGGCUCAUGGGCGAGACAAUUAUCUGAACCAAUGGGAUGACCUGUCACCAAAGCAAUAUCAGACAGCCCCAUCCCCAACUCAAAAAUAUAACACGGGCAACGAAAUUGAUAAUGAGGCUAAGACAGGAGGUAGGGAAGUUAGUGGUGGGGUGGAAGCUGAGACUGCAAACGGGUCAGCCACCGGGACUGGGGAGGGGGAGGGGUCUAAGAUGGAGAGUACAGAGGACGUCAGCGGCACAGCGGACGUAGAAGAUGGCUCUGCUGAGGGCAAACGGAAACACGACAAGAGCUGGCUGCUGGUGGCCCUGCUGGUGCCGCUGUGUGUGUUCCUCGUAGUGAUGCUGGCUCUGGGGAUCGUCUACUGCACCAGCUGUGCUGUGGACAAGAGCCUGAGCUUCUCAGACUGCUAUCGCUGGAUACUCCCCACAACGCCUCCUGACAGGAGGGACGGCAAAGCCCAAGCAUGAACCCUAAAAUAAACAAACGUACACACACACACACACACACACACACAC